GCCAAUGCGGUUGAAGCAAACAUUGCAGGCUGAAAUGAGAAAUGAAUGGUUUGUGUUUGGAUGACUCAUUUCGAUUCUCACUCAGCACUCGGCAAUCGGCAUACCGUACAUGCGAGAGAAGUGCGAGGAGUGCGAGGACAAGUUCUUGGGUUAUUAUGCUGCUUCAGAAUUUGGAAGGCAGUCGAUCAGUUUUCGAGUUCGACAUCGGGAAUCCGACAUUAAUUUUCUCAUUCGGUGGCACUGUGAAUAAUUAAACUGGAACAUGCUUUAGUUUUUUAUGUUUUGUGUUGAGUGUUCUUCACAAGUUGUUCAUCUUUUCUACGAGUGAUCGUUUUUGAUAACAUGGAUUGAUUGUUUUUUAAUACGGGUUUUCGAUUCUGAGCACCAAUUCAUUGGUCUUCCCGAAUUAGCCUGUGACGUUCUACGAACGUCACUGUCGAGAUGUCGGUGUGCCUCGACAGCAGUCGAUCGAGAAACGGCUUAAAGCUUCCUCUGAACAGAAGCUUUAGUGAACCAGGCCCGCCUACCCCCCUCAGUCAUCUACACCCUACGAAAAGAUCCAAACUGGAGCCCCAAAACAGCAUCAGCUUACCCACGAGUCCCUGUGCAGAAUCAGCGACAGUGCAACGCCUUCAUGUUCUUAACAAUGUUAAAACUCUGGAACCUGAAGCGCUUAAGGCUAAGCUCGAGGACCACAGACCUGGAAAAAACUUCAUCCUUCUAGACUGCCGACCCUUCAUGAGCUACAACAUGAAUCAUAUCAGUGGCGCAAUCAACCUGAACUGUUCGGAUCGGUUUAAUAGAAGAAGGCUGCAACAAGGGAAAGUCAGUCUUGCUGAUCUUGCCACCACCAGAGAAGGCAAAGAGGUGCUCAAGAAACGUUCCUUCAAGGAGGUCAUUAUUUACGAUGAUUCCACCACCGGAAAAGACAGGAUAACUCUGGGACAUCCCUUACUUUUGGUCAUGGUUUCUCUAGUGGAGGACCAGAAGGAACCAUCACUGUUAAUUGGAGGCCACCGGGAAUUUCACAAAAAGCACAAAGAAUUUUGUGAACAUACACUCACACAAAGCCUUACGUCUCGGGGCAUUUCGCCCUCAGCAUCUUGCCCUAGUUUAGCCGAUGUAGACUCAUACCCCGCAUCGAAAGUCUUACCCUUUUUGUAUUUGGGUAAUAGUAAGGAUGCAGCCGACCUUUCUUGUCUAGAAGGACUUGGUACCACCUGCGUAUUGAACGUGACGUCGCAACUGCCCGGGUACCACGAAGAACGCGGUAUCACAUACAAACAAAUACCGGCGACCGACUCAGGCCACCAGAACCUGAAGCAGUAUUUUGAAGAAGCUUUCGAAUUUAUCGAACAAGCACGACUAAAUGGUUCACGAGUCCUGGUUCAUUGUCAAGCGGGCAUAUCAAGAAGUGCCACAAUAGCAAUUGCCUACAUAAUGAAAUACAAGCAAAUGUCGAUGUGGGAAGCAUACAAGAAAGUUAAGGAAGUGCGGCCGAUCAUUUCGCCAAACCUCAACUUUAUGGGUCAACUAUUAGAAUUAGAACAGAGUUUACGCACUGACAACAACACCAAUAACAAUCUGCAAUGCCGAUGGAGUCAACAAUCCACGGAUGAAGUGACGCAGGGCUGUAGUGUAUGAGUUGUGUAAAAGAUCAAGACAAUUUGAGACUGUUGUUGAUAGAACAUUGAUUGAAUAGUCGACCAAGUCGCCAUAAAGUUCCAUUCUAGUCGUUUCAAUUGGACAAAAGGCUGUGUACCAUUAAAGAUAUUUCACGUUGAUGUGAUUGUUUGCCGUAUUUGAUGUGGAAGCUGGUAACUCGUUCUUUUCUACUUUGUCACCGUUUGCGUGAAUGGUACCAUUUUCGACUGCCUAUGGAAAUUAACAUCUUAUAAUUGAAAUUAACCAACCAAAAGUCUAAGAUAUCUGAUCCAUUUAUACAUUAGAGGCUUUUCUUCAAUUGAUGCAACUAUCUGAGCAUCACUGAAUAACCUCGACGUUCAAGCCUUGUUUCAGUAAAAUGAAAACUCUUAUAUAUAAUGAUAACGUAGUUUCCUACCAUGAUUGUUGCAGCUCGAAAGCUGUUGAAAGUUAGUGCUUAAGUGCCAACUAAUGGGACAAUCUGGACUUGAAAAAUUAUAUGUAAUGUUUGUUAUACUGUGUUAUACGUAACUAAACACACACUGAAAGUUAAUAAAAGUUAUACACACUAAAAUAGAAAAUGUAGAUAUUUUGUCUGUUAGUGUAGAAGGGCUCGAUUGUUUUCUCCGUCAUGGCAAUCUUCUUGUAAAGAUAGUAGAGCGCAAUUGAAAAUCAAGUAAAACGUGGAUGGAUUUUGUGUCGAUUUUUAUAUAAACAAUUAGCCCUUAGUCUACUGACUAUGUUUGAACUUUGUGGUAUAUGCAGCACAUAAUAUAUCGGGUCAUUCUUGUACGCUGCACAUGAUCAUCCAAUUAUAAGAUGUUUAAGAAAUACGUCAAUGAUAGGUACUUGUAAAACUUAUAUUCCUUCAUUCGCCGGGUUAGCCAAGGAGAUUCUAAAUGUAAAUUUGCUGGGCAAAUGUCUAACGGCUAAAGGAUGAAUCUGUCUGGUCUUCGGUACCACGAACACGACUAAAAAAAUAAUUGUACCAGAAAGGAGUAAAAGUUCUACACACAACGACAAACAAAGAUGUAAUUAUUCAGUUAAAACUAGUUUAGUUUGCGUAUGCGUAUGCGUAUGUCAUGCAUAUAUGCAGCGAUACACUACCUAUUUCAUUUUGACAGUAUAUUUCACAAUUUGUUAUUGUAUAUGUUACAAGUGUAAUGUUUCUUUUAGAUUUUAGGUGUAAAACACAUUUAUUUAUUGGUUUAUCGAUAUGUAUAUCCACAUCUAUAUGCUGCAAGUAUUGGUUUUUAUAAUUUUGAGCAAAUCUUGCAGUAAAUAGAGGUCUAUUGUCAUGUAGGAAUAUAAAAAUGCCAUAUGUAAAUUUAAUACAUUUGUUUGAGCGGAUAUAGUCAGUAGUUGGAAUUUGCUACAAAGCAAAAGGUUUGUCCAAAAUAAAGUAGAAGGGCACUUAAUCAGGGUUUGAUUAAUGUUAUUGUGAUUUUUUAAAAUAAUUAGUAAGUUAGCGCAAGUACUAAACAAAUGUGUAUGGUAUUUGCAGUAUCAUCCACUAAAUGCCAUAAGUAACAAUAUUUUGGGAACGAUAAUAACUUGCACACACCGUCAGUGGAUUUGUGAAGAACAUUGUCUUAACUGGGGUCAUUCUAUCUGGUUUUGACUCUGCGAUUAGAAGAAUUAAAAUUAGCUUAAUGACUUUGGUCUGGAAAUAGAUUGUUGAAUUGUCUAGUCAAUGUUCGUAAAUCAGAUGUAACGCAUAUUUAGGUGCCUUCACAAGGUCUACGUUGAGACUUUGUAUAGAGUUCAGACUGUGAAAAUGUAAAAAUAUUUGUAAAACACAAGACUUAUAUAUAAUCUUAAUAAAAAUUUUAGAUGUUA
Molecule: messenger RNA, 3483 nt
Organism: Dendroctonus ponderosae (mountain pine beetle)
Lineage: Eukaryota; Metazoa; Arthropoda; Insecta; Coleoptera; Curculionidae
Product: dual specificity protein phosphatase 10
Exons: 5
Coding region: 442-1644 (400 amino acids)
Biological process (GO): negative regulation of MAPK cascade; protein dephosphorylation
Cellular component (GO): cytosol; cytoplasm
Molecular function (GO): protein tyrosine/threonine phosphatase activity; MAP kinase tyrosine/serine/threonine phosphatase activity
Source: RefSeq, a predicted model, not a curated record